GCUCCGCACGCUGCGCAGUGACGCCACGACGUUAACGCCUCAAGGGGGGCGGUGAUGGGGGGCGGGGCACGCGAGCCGAUGCGAUUCUAAAUAAAGGCGAGAGCACCGUUUCAUUACAAACGCGUUGAUUAAAACGUUGCAAAGGUUUGAGACAUGCCUAUUCGACGUGCAGCUGGGACUGCGCCCCAGGACACCGCCCCUAAGAACGUUCCAGAAAGAGCUAAGCCUGAUGCUGGCUCAGAGGAAUCUGCCUCCACGGGAGAGGAGCAGGAGGCUCCUUCUGCCGCCUCUGAGGCCGGAGGAGACGUGAAGGAGGCGGUCGACAAGACGGGCAACGGCGAGACCCCAAAGGCAGUGGAAGAGGAGAAGAAAGAGGAGGGAGAGGCAGAGGAAGCUGGUGACGGGGAGGAGAAGGGAGAAACAGAAAAGGAUGCUGGGAAAGAGAAGGAGAAGGUCAGGAAGAUAAAAAGGACCAUCCCUGCCUGGGCGACUAUGUCGUCCAGCCGCCGUCCCGCCACCCAGAAGGCUGUCGUGUCCCUGUACAACCAGCCAAAGGUGGAUGACAUCCUCAUCGAAGCUAUCCAGGCCUGUCAGGAGAAGUCGGGGGCUUCCUCCUUUGCUGUCACGAAGUACAUCAUGAAGAAGUAUGCGUCCUUGGAGCUGGAGAAGAGGAAGUUUCUCCUGAAGAAGGCCCUGACACGCCUGGUGCAGAAAGGCGUGGUGAAGCAGCUGAAGGGGAAGGGAUUCUCUGGCAGCUUCAGCGUUAACAAGCAGUCAAAAUCCACCAAGAAAGCUGAGCCGCUCGGCGAUUCGCUUCCGCUGAUCAUCACCCGCCUCUGUGAACCCAAGGAAGCUUCUUACUUCCUCAUCAAGAAGUACUUAGAGCAGCACUUCCCGCAGCUCAACGUCGAGCAGAGGCCAGACGUCUUGAAGAGUGCCCUGCAGAAAGCUGUGGAGCGAGGUCACCUGGAGCAGAUCACCGGCAAGGGAGCUUCUGGCACAUUCCAGUUGAAGAGGGUUGGGGACAAGCCCCUUCUGAAAGGGGGCCCACUGGAAGAUGCCAUCGUGACAGCCAUCACAGCCAUGAAUGAGCCCAAAACGUGCAGCAUUGUGACCCUCCGCAAGUUCCUCCUGGAGACUCACAAGGACAGCAAGGUCUACAACUUGGUGGGGAACCUGAAGAGGACCCUUCAGAGGUGCAAGAUGAUGGGCUGGAUGGAGCAAAUCACUGGAAAUGGCCUGAAUGGAAGCUACCAGCUUUGCUACCCCUACUACCCAAGUCCUGCUGUCCUGUUCCCAGAGAAACAGAACACUCCAGAGCCGGGAAAGCGGAAGCGUGGGAGGAAGGAGGACUCUGAGGAGGAGGAGUCUGAGGAAGACGAGUCUGAAGAGGAGUCUGAGGAAGAUGAGGAGGAUGAACCUCCUCCUAAGAAGAGGAAACAGAAGAGGCGUCCGGCCAAGCUGCCGCGGCCCCCCACCACUAAGAAGCGCUGGCCGGCCAGUCAGGUGAAGGCGAAGGGUAAGAAGCCUCCCCCAGCAAAGAGGCCGGUGGGUCGCUCCAAGAAGCCGACCCCCCCAGCUCGGAAGCCUGCCCCCAAGGCGGCCGCCAAGGUGGCUGCCAAGGAAGCCCCGCCCACCAAGGAAGCCCCGCCCACCAAGGCAGCCGCCGCCCGGAACGCCGCCAGCAAGAGGGCAGGGUCGUCUGCCAAGCCCAAAACACCAGUCGCCAAGAAGCUUACCAGCAAGGCCCGCACGCAGCCGGCAGCGAGGAAGACGGCCGUCAAAAAGGCCCCCCCGAAAUCGGCCGUCAAAGCCAAAUCGGUGUCGCGGAAAUCUCUCCGAUCUCUGCGGUCCCGCAAAUAAGCUCCGUGGGCUGAUAGAGGUUCGCCGUCUCUAUCAGCUGCUUAUCCGUAUCCACUUCCCUACCCGUUUUCAUUUUUUAUUUUAUUUUAUUAGAGUCAUAUGUAAACAGUAAACAAAGUGCCCAUUACAACAUUGCCCCCCCCCCCCCCCCCAGCAGGAUAAAUGUAAAAAUCUAUUAUAAUAAUAAAGAUGUGCUGAGGCAGUUCUAAGCUCACGAUACAUAGCUAUGUUUUCCCAGUCCUUCCGUUCGUAUAUUAAUAUGAGAUGUAUACUGGUUUCCCCCUAUUAAUAUAGCAUAUUUAGAAAGUGAAAGGACAUAAAUUAUGUUAAGGUGACUGCUCUUCCAAUAUAGUAGUUCACAGGGAAGGCUGAAGAUUUUUUUUUAAGUCAUAUUAUUUUAUUAAUAAAACUUAAUUUCGUUUACCCCUUACACACGAAUGUGAUGACUCUCAUAUAGUUCGUUUUGUGAAGUUUCAUCUGUUGAUGGAAGAUGGGCGCGGUUACCUGUGUAAUCUUAAAUCUGGUUUCAAAAUAGUGUUACAGAAGCGAUGGACUGGCGUUUAGUAUUGGGUUAUAGUUUCUUGUGAAUAGGGGCGCACAAUUGUCUUUUUUUUUUCUUUUCUUUAAGUGGAAGUCCUGAAACCGCCGUUUAGGGAAAGCCUGGGUUGGAGAUUUUUUUUUUUUUUUUAAAUUUGCAUUAGUAAUAAAGCUCACCGGGAAAGAAAAAAAAUCAGAAGAUUCAGUUUAGUAAUUUUGUGUAAAAUACAGAACCGCUUUAGACGGGGGGGAGAUGGAUGACGUUGUAUGUAUUAGUAACUGACUGUGAUCACCACCAGUUUUUAGAAAGAGCCUUGCUCGUAGAUACUUUGCAUGCCCGUAUUCUUCAGUUGUGAUGCCCAUUUAUUUAGUCAUUAAUAAAAGUGACUAUAUUUGUACAUUUA
Paramormyrops kingsleyae is the source of this 2804-nucleotide messenger RNA. RefSeq names its product heterochromatin protein 1, binding protein 3 (gene hp1bp3). Gene Ontology annotation, cellular component: nucleus; nucleosome; chromosome. The record is from RefSeq and is a predicted model, not a curated record. Gene Ontology annotation, molecular function: structural constituent of chromatin; nucleosome binding; DNA binding. Gene Ontology annotation, biological process: heterochromatin organization; nucleosome assembly. NCBI's taxonomy places the organism in Eukaryota, Metazoa, Chordata, Actinopteri, Osteoglossiformes, Mormyridae.